Molecule: messenger RNA, 2372 nt
Organism: Teleopsis dalmanni
Lineage: Eukaryota; Metazoa; Arthropoda; Insecta; Diptera; Diopsidae
Product: ATP synthase subunit alpha, mitochondrial
Exons: 4
Coding region: 195-1853 (552 amino acids)
Biological process (GO): proton motive force-driven ATP synthesis; proton transmembrane transport
Molecular function (GO): ADP binding; proton-transporting ATP synthase activity, rotational mechanism; ATP binding
Source: RefSeq, a predicted model, not a curated record
UUGUAUGGCAAUGCUUUUUGACACAUAUGUUUAAUAUUUAACGAAGACUGCACGAAUCACUUUGAAUGUAUGUUCUUUCGCAGAGUGAACGUGAACGAAUUUCGGCAACCAUCUUUAAAAUAUUACGUCUGGAGAGGAGUUGGGUCCAAUAAGUUCUUUAUAGCGAGCGACAAAUAUAUUUUAUUUAAACAAAAAUGUCGAUGAUUUCAGCACGUUUGGCCUCAUCGGUGGCCCGCAAUUUGCCAAAAGCUGCAACACAGAUUGCCACAAAAGCAGCUUACCCAGCCGCAUCUCUAGCAGCACGUAAACUCCAUGUCUCCAGCACACAACGCAGCGCUGAAAUCUCAUCCAUUUUGGAGGAGAGAAUUAUGGGUGUUGCCCCAAAAGCCGAUUUAGAAGAAACUGGUCGUGUGUUGAGUAUUGGUGAUGGUAUCGCUCGUGUGUAUGGUUUGAAUAACAUCCAAGCCGAUGAGAUGGUGGAAUUCUCCUCUGGUCUUAAGGGUAUGGCACUUAACUUGGAACCCGACAAUGUUGGUGUUGUAGUAUUCGGUAACGAUAAAUUGAUCAAACAAGGAGAUAUUGUCAAGCGUACUGGUGCUAUUGUGGAUGUGCCAGUCGGUGAUGAAUUGUUGGGUCGUGUUGUCGAUGCUUUGGGUAACACCAUUGAUGGUAAAGGUGCUAUUAACACUAAGAAUCGUUACCGUGUUGGUAUCAAGGCUCCUGGUAUUAUUCCACGUGUAUCUGUACGCGAACCUAUGCAAACAGGUAUUAAGGCUGUCGAUUCUUUGGUGCCAAUUGGUCGUGGCCAACGUGAAUUGAUUAUUGGUGACAGACAGACUGGUAAAACUGCUCUUGCCAUUGACACCAUUAUCAACCAAAAACGUUUCAAUGACGGUCAAGAUGAGUCUAAGAAAUUGUACUGUAUCUACGUAGCUAUCGGUCAGAAACGUUCCACUGUUGCUCAAAUCGUAAAACGAUUGACUGAUGCUGGAGCCAUGGAAUACUCUGUUAUUGUAUCAGCUACUGCUUCUGAUGCUGCUCCUUUGCAAUACUUGGCACCAUACUCUGGCUGUGCCAUGGGUGAAUAUUUCCGUGACAAGGGCAAACACGCUUUGAUCAUCUAUGACGAUUUGUCUAAGCAGGCUGUGGCUUACCGUCAAAUGUCUCUAUUGUUGCGUCGUCCACCAGGUCGUGAAGCCUACCCUGGUGAUGUAUUCUACUUGCAUUCACGUCUUUUGGAACGUGCCGCUAAAAUGUCACCAACAAUGGGCGGUGGCUCCUUGACUGCUUUACCUGUCAUCGAAACCCAAGCCGGUGAUGUAUCUGCUUACAUUCCAACCAAUGUCAUUUCUAUCACUGAUGGACAAAUCUUCUUGGAAACUGAAUUGUUCUACAAGGGUAUUCGUCCAGCCAUUAACGUCGGUUUGUCUGUAUCACGUGUCGGUUCUGCUGCCCAAACUAAGGCCAUGAAACAAGUUGCCGGUUCAAUGAAAUUGGAGUUGGCUCAAUAUCGUGAAGUCGCUGCUUUCGCCCAAUUCGGUUCUGAUUUGGAUGCUGCCACUCAACAAUUGUUGAACCGUGGUGUUCGUCUUACUGAAUUGUUGAAACAAGGCCAAUAUGUACCAAUGGCUAUUGAAGAUCAAGUUGCUGUCAUCUACUGUGGUGUACGUGGUCAUUUGGACAAAAUGGAUCCCUCAAAGAUCACCAAGUUCGAAAAGGAAUUCUUGCAACACAUUAAGACCUCAGAGCAAGGUUUACUUAACCAAAUUGCCCAAGAAGGCAAAAUCUCUGAAGCUGCUGAUGCCAAAUUGAAGGACAUCGUAACAAAAUUCUUAUCCACCUUCCAGGCUUAAAUUUAUAACACGCAUAUAUAACUAUAAAUAUACACCAACAUACGUUUAAAGUUUAAUAUAAAGAAGAAGUAAAAAGAUACCCAACAAAGUCGCUAACUAUUUGUUAAAAUUAAUAACUUACGUUAUAAUUUAAUUAUAAAGUUUCAUCAAGAGAAAAAUGAUAUACAAUAAAACAAAAGUUAAACAAAAACAAAAACUGAAAAAAACUAAAUUAAAAUCUUCAUGUUUUUCUCUAUCGAAUGCAAUUGUAUAAGUGAACACUGCCAACUUGGCAUCAGACCAGCCUUUGAGUAGUGCAAAUUCCUGCAGAUUCGUCACCAACUUCUUUAAAAUAUGAGAGCGCCGCAAAGUUUAACGAACAUAAAACUGAAAAAUUAAAUAUGAUAUCCUUCGAAUUUCGAUGAAUUGUAGAUGAAUUGUACUUUUAAUUCUUAAAAUUAAAAUUGUGAAUGUGUAACGAUAAAGUGUUGGAACUUAAAAUUAUAAUAAACUACAGUUUUUAAAUAACACAAUCCUAAA